CCCCCGGCUUACGGAUCCGACGCCAACCUCCUCCCCCGCUGCGAGCAUUGCUGGGCCUACUUCAACUCCUACUGCGACCUCGAGCAUUGGGCAUGGACCUGUGCCCUCUGCGGCACCCUUAACGGACUCUCCUCUAAGGCUAUUGCUCGCUUCUCCAAUCCUGAGUCCUGCCCCGAGAUGAUGUCCUCAUUCAUAGAUCUCGAGCUUCCCGACGAAGGCUCUGGAGGGGAAGCAAUGCAAGCUCGUCCAGUAUAUGUUGCAGCCAUUGAUCUGUCAUCUUCAGAAGAAUUUUUGGAGCUCACCAAAAGUGCAUUACUGGCAGCUUUGGAAGCUCUUGGGCCUGGUUCACUUUUUGGACUUGCUACCUUCAGCCACAAACUAGGUCUAUAUGAUGUUCAGGGUCCCAUACCCGUUGUGAAGAAUGUCUUCAUUCCCCCUGAUACAGAGGGUGCGCUGCCAAUUGAGCUUGAAGAUGUAAUGCCUUUGUUGCAGUUUUUGGCACCGGUGGAAACAUGUAAGGAUCGCAUUGAGGCUGCUCUUGAAACACUUCGACCGACAACAUCAUGGGAGAGAACCACAGCAGCAGGUCAAGGAAUAGAUGGUAUAUUGAUGGGUGGGAGAGGUUUUGGUGUGGCUAUGGAAGCACUCCUUAAUUACCUUGGAUCAGAAUAUGGAAGCAUAUUUGCAUUAGCUAGAGUUUUUGCUUUCCUAUCUGGCCCUCCUGAUUAUGGAGCUGGGCAACUUGACACAAGACGAUAUGGGGAGCAAUAUGCUAGUAAAGGGGAGGAUGCCGACCGUGCAUUACUUCCUGAGCAGACCCCAUUUUAUAGAGAGCUGGCUACAGUUGCCGUUCAAGCAGGAGUUUGCGUAGACAUAUUUGCUGUUACAAAUGAAUACACAGAUUUGGCAUCCCUAAAAUUUCUUAGCAUUGAAAGCGGUGGCUCACUAUGCCUCUAUUCGAGUACUGAUGACUCAACUCUUCCCCAGGAUAUGUAUCGGAUGUUAAGUCGGCCUUAUGCUUUUGGUUGCGUAUUACGAUUAAGAACUUCUUCUGAAUUCAAGCCAGGCCGUUGUUAUGGUCAUUUUUUCCCAGAUCCACAAUAUGAGAAUGUUCAACAUAUUAUCUGUUGUGAUUCUUAUGCAACAUACGCAUAUGACUUUGAAUUCGGAAAUAAUGUUGGAUUUUCAAGGCAUGCUUCUGUGUUUCCUAUUGUGCAGAUUGCGUUCCAGUAUACUGUUGUUGUGCCUCCUGAGGAGCUUUCUAGUUCUGUUCCAUCUAGUAGAACUGAACAUUCCCUUAAACGAAGACUAAGGAUACGAACUAUACAGUUUGGCACUGCUCAAAAUUUUAAUGAGCUUUAUGACAGUGUUGAGCCUGAGGUGGUUCUCUCAUUGCUCGUUCACAAAGUUAUAUUAGCUUCUUUGGAGCAAGGUGUCCGAGAGGGCAGGGCUCUACUUCACGAUUGGCUUGUAAUUCUUACCGCACAAUACAAUGAGGCUUAUAAGCUUGUUCAUUACAAAAAUGGAGCAUCAGGGACCUCUCUCACUGAUGUUGUAUUCUCUCAGUGUCCGCAACUUCAAUCUCUACCCCGCUUGGUUUUUGCUUUACUUCGGAACCCUCUCCUUCGUUUUCAUGAGGAAGGUAUCCACCCCGACUAUCGGAUCUACCUGCAAUGCCUUUUCAGUGCACUUGAACCAAGUUCCCUACACUGUGCUGUGUAUCCAGUGUUGUCAUCAUAUUCUACCCCGGACAUUCAAGCAUAUCCGCGUCACUCGUUGAGUCGUGCUGCACUGAUUACUAGUGGCAGUCCAAUAUUUUUCCUAGACGCUUUCACAACUCUGAUUGUGUUUUAUUCUUCUGCCGCAGACCGUACUCUUCCAUUUCCUCCACCUCAGGAUUGUUUGUUAAGGACUACAAUUAACGAACUAAAACAAGACAGAUGCAUCACCCCAAGACUCAUAUUUAUCCGGGGAGGUCAAGAUGAUGCUACGGCUUUCGAAAACUAUCUUAUAGAGGAACAGGAUGUCGAUGGAAGCGGCCUCACUAGUGUCAUGGGUUUCGUUUCCUUCCUCGAAGAUAUCAAGCAGAGUGUGUUGGAAUAUCUGAAAUAGACUCGUACUGCUUGGAACCCGUCUUUCUCAGCAACGAGACGUGACAAUGCAUGCUUAAAAUGUCCCUGAUAUUUCAACUACUCUCGAGUCUGACCAAUGAAGAGCCCAAAUCCAAAACCGAGGGAAGGGAUCUAUACGAAUACUUGCUAGAUCAUUUUGGUGGAUGCUAUACAAAGAUAAUUUUCAGGUUCUUACUUCUUGCUACAUCUUUAUUAAAGCAAUUAACAGGUCUUCAAUAAUUGCCUAUAUUUUUCCUGUCUGAACGUGAUAAAUAUAUCUAUGAGACUAGUUAGAAUUGUGCUCAUUAGAUAGUUUUUUCGGUUAUGAAAGGAUCAGUUGUUUGGAGAAGGUAACUAGUUUUUCUUCGAUCAUUUUUGUAGAUAAUUUGAUAGAACUUUAUUGUUAUGAAAUAAUUGUGAAGAAUAUUUGCUUGGAGAUGUUGAGUUGUUUAGUCCUAUAAAUGCAUGGUCAUUUCUUCA
This is a messenger RNA of Momordica charantia (bitter melon), 2591 nucleotides long. Its product is annotated as sec23/sec24 transport family protein. The record is from RefSeq and is a predicted model, not a curated record. NCBI's taxonomy places the organism in Eukaryota, Viridiplantae, Streptophyta, Magnoliopsida, Cucurbitales, Cucurbitaceae. Gene Ontology annotation, cellular component: endoplasmic reticulum exit site; COPII vesicle coat. Gene Ontology annotation, molecular function: SNARE binding; zinc ion binding. Gene Ontology annotation, biological process: COPII-coated vesicle cargo loading; endoplasmic reticulum to Golgi vesicle-mediated transport; intracellular protein transport.